This is a messenger RNA of Metschnikowia bicuspidata var. bicuspidata NRRL YB-4993, 807 nucleotides long. RefSeq names its product tRNA methyltransferase. The transcript has a single exon. Bases 1 to 807 code for a protein of 268 amino acids. Gene Ontology annotation, cellular component: cytoplasm. Lineage: Eukaryota; Fungi; Ascomycota; Pichiomycetes; Serinales; Metschnikowiaceae. Gene Ontology annotation, biological process: tRNA methylation. The record is from RefSeq and is a predicted model, not a curated record. Gene Ontology annotation, molecular function: tRNA methyltransferase activity.
AUGCUGAGCCCGUUUGACCAGAAAAAACAGCUGAUCUUGCGUGAAAUCCUGGGCACUUCUGCUGCUGCCCCGGAUGCCUCUCCCAAAGGCACCAUUGAUGUUCUUUGCAUCUCAUUAAUAGACACUAUCAAUUCCCAUCCCGAUAUGGUCACCACAUCACUGUGUUCAGGAAGGGUGUCUGUAUUUCUUGAGGGCAACAAGACAAAAACACAAAUCGGAGCAAAGGGCCAUGAGGGCCGAUGGUUGUUUGUCACGCACGACCCAGAAUCCUUGCUUGCAUGGCACGAGUCUAUCGACUUUGCAUAUGAGCCCAUGGCGUCGCCGGGUCUGGGCGAAAACGGCGAGGCCACACGAUACAUACUUUUCAAAUUCGAACCGUUGAUCUUACACGUGAAAUGCCGAGACUCGGCGAGCGCCAACUUGCUAUAUUCGACGGCUAUGGCCUGCGGGUUCAGAGAGUCCGGAAUUGGAAGCAAUCACAUUGUCGGGAUCCGGAUUCUGAUCAAGUUGGACAUUCCAAUUGGCUUUCUCCAUGGCGAGAGGCUUGUUCUGUUGGUGAGCUCUGAGUACUUGGGAAUAAUCACUCAGCUUUCGUUAGACCGGUUUAAGGAGAACUUCCGAAAAAUGGACCAGUUGGAGGCAGCGAUCAAGCAGAUGAGGCCUGUGGAGAUAAAGGCUGAAGAGACGAAGGAAGAAAGACGUCUUCGGAAAAUCGAGGAAGGAAUGAAGAGACGCGAGUCUGUAAGAGCCGAGAAAGAAAAGAAGAACAGACAGAAGCUAGAGGCAGAAGGCGGCGUAUCCGUGUAG